ACAUUCGCCACGUUUUAAGUUCAUCAAAAGACCAGGAACUAGUCUCCAUCGUGAACUGCAACACAAAAUAUAAGGAGGAAUCUAUGAGAAGAAAAGCACAAUUAGAUGUACAAUUCUCGAAAAGAUCUCACAGUAAUCCUUUUGUCAAAUAGUUACACACUCCUACAUAAGCGUGUGUAUAUACAUUUUUAUGUAUGUAUUCUUGUGUAUGUAUGAUAUAAGCAUAUUACAUAUGCAAUAACAAAGAUAACUGUACUUAAUUGUGCUGAUGUUAACAAAGAUGAAUGAAGUGUGCAGCAAUAGUAAAAACAGUGUCUUGAACUCAGAAUUACAAGACGUGAUCAUAAAUUUGACAUCACCGAGUGAAAACAAGUUCCUUCCUUCGUAUAAAUUUAAAUUACCCGGAGCAUCGACUAAACAUUAUCCAAGAAAAAAUAGAUAUCUAUUUCAAUACAAAAUGGCUAAACCAUUGAUUGUUAAUACUGAUAUAGAUUGGAAUUCACCAAAUACGAGUCCAGACUGUUAUUGUAUAUCAUCAUAUAAAUCACUUCGAAUGUCAUCUAGGUCAAGUAAAAUAAUGAAUGCGCUCAGUUCCGCUCAUAGUUCCUUUCGUCAAGACACUGUAGGAAUAAGAAAAUCAUUGAACUUUGACUCGAGUCCAAGUCCAAAGAGGAACAGUAGUUAUGACGAGAAUUCUACCAGUUCGAUCAACACUGAUACAUCGUCAUCCAUAUUAAAUAUAAGUUCAGUUGAUUCAACUGACAGUAAUGUUCCGAUGACAUCUGGGGAAUCUAUCGACGAAAAUCAGAAUCAAACGCCUCAACAAAAUCGGAAAUUGAGUUAUAGAACUGAUAUAAAAGAUAAAGUGCAGUUAAGAACAAUUUAUUUAAUGUCGAUGCUCGAGGGACAAAAAACCUACAAAAAUACCUCUCGCGGAUAUUCAAAUCCCUUUUGCUCAUUGAACCCAUUCACUAGACCAAAAGGAUCCAGCCGUGUUUUAUCUGCGAGUACACCCAGGAAUCUAUCUCAGGAAUUUAACCAAGAACUAGACGAUAGAUCACAUACACCUGAAAAUAUAAUAAAUGUAAUUCCAGAAAGUAUAAGUUCUAUUAAGAAGAGCCACAAGAAGGAAAAAUUAUAUUCUUCUGAAGAACAAUCGCCUAUUCAGCAGAUGGAUGUUUCUAUACAAAAUGAUGAUUUACGUUCAAGAACUAUGGAAUCUCCGGGAAUAGAUAUGAUUGCUACAAGUAGUAGCUAUGUUGCUUCUGAAAAUAAAUCUCGUAAGAAAAACAGAAGUAUUAAGAGAACACUUAUUUACAAUGACGAUCGUCGUAACACUGAAUCAGAUUCUAAUCACAAUAUGCAGCAGAAAAUCGCAUCGACAAUAAAUGAUUCGUUGGAAAGUGGAUUAAAUCAAAUAGAAAGUGAUAAAAUGCAAGAUAUUGAUUCCAUCAAUGAGAGUUGUAAAGAAGAUAUGCAAGUUAAGAUAUGUCUUGUAAAUCAUAAUAAUGAAGAAAAAGAUUGUUCCAACGAGAAUGUUUGCAAUGAAGUAAGUCAGUUAUUGUUGCAAAACGAAUCGUCAGAUAUUUGUAAUGUGACCAGUGAGAAUAGAACAGAAUCUCCAGAAUCUAGUUCAAAUAUUUCUCAAAAUGCUAACGUAAUAGUUACACCCGAAAAUAACGUAAAUAUGUUAAAGCAUGUAUUGACCGAAUCGAUUAAGAAAUCGCAUAAGAAAAUGAAACAUGGAAAUAGAAAGAUGUUGUUUAAAACUCCCAUUAAAGAUCCUCAUCAAAAAAUGGAAUUAACAAAAUCUGAAAUAUCACUCGAAGAUGUUGGCAAUAUUGAUCAAGAUAUUGAAAGUCAGACACCUGAUGCGAUUCAUGUCUCAAGCCCACAGAAUUCCGAGCUUGAUCGACCAAACACACCCGAAAAUGUAAAUUCAAGUAGACUCUUACUGCUUGGCUUUCAUUCAGUUAAAAAGUCACAUAAGAAAGACAAACGUAGCAAAAGAACUUCUAAUUUUGUUGAAUGCCACGAAUAUUAUAAAGAAGGUAAUCCAUUACGACAUAAAUAUGAAGAGGAAAUUUGCAGAACCUUACGUAAGAAUAAAUCUCCUGACAUAUCUCCUACAGAGAAGUCAGUAAGCACAUUUUUGCAAAGUAGUACACCCAAAUUUUCAAGUGCUUUCAUGCCUUUAGACUGUAAAGAUAUAAACAAUGAAUUUAAGAUUUUUACUCCCAUUAAAAAACGACGAAUCCCGGUUGAUGUUAUGAAUUAUGUUUCUGCGGCCGAUAUGUCACAAGAAGAAAAUGAAUCUGCACAAGCAACAUCAAAGGAAAUUGAUUGUUCCAGAUGCGUGACUCCAGUAGCACGUUGUUCCAAACUGAGAAAACAUGAUCUUGUAUCGGAACGCGAUAACGCUAAAAAAUCUGAGACUAAUAUAAAUGUUUUGACAGUGACGGAUACAAAUCCAAAAGACAAGACUGGUAGAUCAACUCCAAUAAAUAUGUCGACGACGGAAUUGCUUUGUAAUAUAGACUCGAUUAAAAAAUCACAUAAGAAAGAUAAGCAUAACCGUAGCAAGAAGCUGAUUUUAAAGAAAAAACGAUCAUAUGUUAAAAAGAAUGAGCAUGUCAAUUUUGGAAAUAAUGAUAAGAUGUUGGAAGAACCUAUUAAUUGGUCUUUGAAGCAUUAUUUCGACAAAAAUUGUGCCGAAAAAGAGAUGUGUAUUAUUAUGGGUGAAAAGGAGAAGAAUAAAAGUUAUAAAGAGAUUGUUUAUGACGAUCCCGAAGAUCCUCAACCGUCUACAAGUCGAGGAGCAGAUAAUAUGGAAAAUAUAAAAAAUAUCACAAAAUCCAAGUUUCUGGAUACAACGCCUCCAAAUAGCUUAAGAGCAAUGAAUUUAAUGAAAUUGGUGCAAACGACUUCCAUUAAAAAGUCUCAUAAAAAGGAACGUGACAUCAACGCACAAACCAAGUACAUUUUAAUGAGUCAGGAACAUGAAUUAUCUGAUGAUGGAUCGAUAUUCGACGAAAAAGAAAGAUUGAAUUUUAUUCAAAAUGAUAAUAUCGCCCAAGAUGACAUAUAAUAACAUAUAAUGACAUAUAAUAGAUAAAUUAAAAUAAGAUUUAUUAGAUGAUGUUAUUGCUAUAAGAAAACAAACAUAAUACAGAAAAUGCCUUAGUAACAGAUAAUAUGUAACAAGAAUUUUUUUCUAACGGAGGAAAUUUUCAAAUCAAUAUUUUUGAUAAAUUUUCCAAUUAUCAGUAUUGCCUAUCACGUAAAUUCCGAGUUAGAAAUUAAGAUUUAGGAUUAUAUCUUUGCUUUCUUUGCAUAGUCUAAUUCAUGAAACAUUUGUUUUUAAUGCAGAGAUUACUGGAAUCUUGUUGAGAUAGGAUGGAUUUGUUUAAGUAAAAAACAAACACUAAUAUUAAUAAAUAUUAUAAUUAAAAUUGUGAUCAUGUUCAUGUUUUUUGUAUACUCUGCUUAUUUUAGAAGACUAACUAAACAAAAGACAAUUAUAAAUGGUAGCUGAUUAUUUCAAAAUUUUGUUCAGUUAAAUUAAUUGAAUGAACAAACAAAUAAAAUGUUUGUAAGAUGUUAAGUGAAUUUGAAAAGACUAUUGAUUUUUGUGUCUUCAACAAAGGAUUAAAGUUAUAUCGCAGUAUUUUGUAGUAUGGAUAUAAUUGCAAACAGUGCGAUUAUUUGAUAAUUUUAAGUAGUUUAAGAGACUAUAAUAUCUUUCAAAAAAAAGGUAUGUUCAAAUUUAUUGCGUAAAUAUUUCAUGACUGAUACUAAUAGUAUUCGAAACACGUACAUGAAAUACUAUUUUUUAUAAUUCU
Acromyrmex echinatior (Panamanian leafcutter ant) is the source of this 3842-nucleotide messenger RNA. RefSeq lists its product as uncharacterized. The record is from RefSeq and is a predicted model, not a curated record. Lineage: Eukaryota; Metazoa; Arthropoda; Insecta; Hymenoptera; Formicidae.